AUGAUGCAUGCGGCCCUGGGCGUCUGGAUCUUAUCAGCAGUGAUUUGUGUGGGAAGAGGCCACCAUGAAGCAGACCACAGUGAUGACAGCCUCUCACAGGUGAACUCGGGAAACAAAGAGUUUGCCUUCCAACUCUACAGAAAGUUGGCUUCUCAUGCUGCCAACCAGGGCAAGAACAUCUUUUUCUCUCCGAGUAGUGUGUCCGUCGCUUUGGCUGCCUUGUCUGUCGGAGCUCAAGGGGAAACCCACCAACAGCUGUUCAGUGGUCUGGGUUACAACAGUUCCCAAAUUACACAGAAAAAUGUAAAUGAGGUCUUUAGCACGCUCCUCAAAAGACAAGACAAUUCUUCCGACAUCAAUGAAGGGACAGCUCUGUUCCUGGAUAACAAGUUUGAGCCAAAACCUGAGUUCCUGAAGAAUUUGAAAGAAUUCUAUUACACGGAUGUGUCAAAUCUUGACUUCCUCCAAACAAAAGAAAGUGCAGAUACCAUCAAUAAAUAUGUGUCGGAUAAAACCCAUGGCAAGAUUGAUAAAUUGGUGGAGGAGCUGAAUCCAACAACAAUUAUGUAUCUCAUCAGCCACAUCUACUUCAAAGGAAUGUGGGACAGUCCUUUUAAACCACAGCUCACACAAGAAGACAUAUUUAAUGUUGAUGAGAAAACCAAGGUUUCUGUCCAGAUGAUGAACAAGGAAGAUGAUUUUGAUGUCUAUCAUGACCUAGCAAUCAACACAACAAUCCUGCGCCUUCCCUUCAAAAGUUCUUAUAGUAUGCUCCUGCUGUUGCCUGAAAACAUGGCAGAGCUAGAAAAGGAAAUUUGUCCUCAACAUAUUACCAAAUGGUCAAAAUGGAUGAAAAGCAGGGAAUAUGAUUUAUUUCUUCCAAAAAUCUCAAUUAAGACUACAUACUCUCUGAAGGAAGUACUGAUUGAAAUGGGAAUGACUGACAUGUUUGAUGCUCAAGCAGAUUUGACUGGUAUUUCAGAGGCGAAGAAUCUCUUGGUCUCUAGCGUCGAGCAUCAAGCUGCCCUUGAUGUUGACGAGUCUGGAGCCACUGCUGCAGGUGCCACAAGCAUAGGCAUCAUUCCGAUGUCCUUCAAACAAAUCCCAGUGCUGAAGUUCAAUCGUCCAUUCAUGCUGCUUCUCACUGAAAACACCACGGAUGACAUUCUCUUCUUGGGCAAGAUCAUUAAUCCGAAUAAAUAA
Messenger RNA from Nerophis lumbriciformis (worm pipefish), 1203 nucleotides. The record is from RefSeq and is a predicted model, not a curated record. NCBI's taxonomy places the organism in Eukaryota, Metazoa, Chordata, Actinopteri, Syngnathiformes, Syngnathidae.